This is a messenger RNA of Sycon ciliatum, 1475 nucleotides long. RefSeq names its product ribulose-phosphate 3-epimerase-like. Bases 167 to 850 code for a protein of 227 amino acids. The transcript is spliced from 8 exons. Gene Ontology annotation, cellular component: cytosol. NCBI's taxonomy places the organism in Eukaryota, Metazoa, Porifera, Calcarea, Leucosolenida, Sycettidae. The record is from RefSeq and is a predicted model, not a curated record. Gene Ontology annotation, biological process: pentose-phosphate shunt; carbohydrate metabolic process; pentose-phosphate shunt, non-oxidative branch. Gene Ontology annotation, molecular function: D-ribulose-phosphate 3-epimerase activity; metal ion binding.
GAGGUGCGAAAAAAAUCCUACCCGUACCGGUAUACCGGAAGUAGCCCGUCCCUCCACGUUUCUCAACCACUCCAGUGAGAAACUAAAAUUUGGUAGCCUAGAUCUGCGAGAAGGUUCCCUUACUAUAUUGCGAGUCUUUAUUUGGCUCUCUGCUCAACAAAGAACCAUGCCUUGCCCUCAUUGUAGAAUUGGACCAUCCAUCCUCAAUGCUGACCUGUCCUGCCUCGCAGAGCAGUCGCAGGCAUUGCUGGAUAAAGGUGCAGAUUACUUGCACUUGGACGUCAUGGAUGGGCACUUUGUACCCAACAUCACGUUUGGCGCACCAUUGGUGAAGUGCCUUCGCAAGCGCAUACCCGAUGCAUUCUUCGACUUGCACAUGAUGGUGGCCGAGCCAGAGAAAUGGGUGGACGACAUGGCAGAUGCUGGAGCGAACAUGUAUACGUUUCACCUGGAAGCAGCAAAGGAUCCCAGAGCCCUCAUUGAUCAAAUCAGAAAGGCAAAGAUGCAGGUCGGCAUUGCGAUAAAGCCUAACACACCUGUUGAAGAUGUCCUGGAGCUGGCUGAGCUGGCUGACAUGGUGCUUGUAAUGACAGUCGAGCCAGGGUUUGGCGGUCAAUCCUUCAUGGAGCACAUGAUGCCCAAGGUUGAGAAAAUCCGUGCCCGCUAUCCUGAGAAGCUCAUAGAAGUUGAUGGUGGCGUUGGUCUCAAAACAAUUGGCCACUGUGCAAAGGCUGGUGCCAACAUGAUAGUCAGUGGCACAGCGGUUGUGCGCAGCGAUGACCCGAAAAGCGUGAUGGAUGAAAUGCGUUCCAUGGUCAAUCAAGCGCGAGAUAGCUGGCCGCAACCAUGAUGUCCUGCUGCUGGCCUCUCUCUCUCUCUCUCUCUCUCUCUCUCUCUCUCUCUCUCUCUCUCUCUCUCUCUCUCUCUCUCUCUCUCUCUCUCUCUCUCUCUCUCUCUCUCUCUCUCUCCCUCUCUCUUUGCCACUGUGCUCACUUCAAUCCAAGUCCUCUGAAGUAAACUACAAAUGUUCUCUUUGGAAAGAAGGUACCCGUAGGACUUCCGCUAGUAUUCAUACUACUAAUCGUUGCCAUCACUGAGCAGAGUGUUACUGGUAGGUAUACAAUUUUUUAAAUGCCAGUUUCUAAUUGCAAAACUCAUGAAACAGUAGUAUUCACUGCAUUCCCAUCCGCUUCAUUUGCUCUUGCUGUCUUGCUAGCACUGCAACCCCGGUAGCAAUACGUUUCUGCCCAUGGCCGCCCACUAGUAAUAUCAACAGUAGCAUUUUACUUCUUUCUGGAAGACCUUUUUUGGUUCGCUUGCUGUUUGUUUGUAGAGCCAUGUUCAGGAUUUUGCGACAAUACCUGAACAUAAUCAUAGAUCGGGGCAUCAUGCAAGCCACCCCUGGUCCAUGCCUCUGUAUUUUGCUGCUAACACACAGUCUUAUUUCUAGGCCGACCAAUUUCGCCAAAUGUUAA